Molecule: messenger RNA, 5031 nt
Organism: Leishmania braziliensis MHOM/BR/75/M2904
Lineage: Eukaryota; Euglenozoa; Kinetoplastea; Trypanosomatida; Trypanosomatidae
Product: p-glycoprotein e
Exons: 1
Coding region: 1-5031 (1676 amino acids)
Biological process (GO): transmembrane transport
Cellular component (GO): membrane
Molecular function (GO): ABC-type transporter activity; ATP binding; ATP hydrolysis activity
Source: RefSeq, a predicted model, not a curated record
AUGGACGACCCCUCCUCCGUGUUGCCGCCACCGUUGAACACGGGGGCAGCAGAGUCAGUUGUCUUUCCACCGUCUGCUGCAGAGCGUGAUCUUGAGGAGCUUAAGAAGCGCGAUAGAGAGCAGCAGAUAACACGCUCCCUGUGGACACAGCGAGUGAGUGGCUUGUGGGGCACGGAACCACCUUACGAGGAGCAGGCGGAGGACCGCUCGGGCUGGAUCUUUGGCGCGCUCUUCUACACAUGGAUUGGCUACUACGUCUACGAGGCGUCACGGGAGCAGCUGACGGAAAGAAGGCUGCCAAAGCCGACACGACAGUACCGCGCCUACAACGCCGGCGUCGCACUGUCCGCGGAGCUGCAGCGUCAGCGGGCGCGCCGCCAUGCGUGGGACGGCUACGUGGGCGCGCGCGUCGGGGUGCUCUGGGAUGACGCCAGCGACGGCGUGCUGCGCUGGGUGGGUGCGGUGCAGCAGUACGGCACGCCGCGGCAGCUGUACGCGGGCGUGGAGUGGCGCGUGGCCCCGUCGCGGCGUCGUGGCGGCUGGGCUGGCCGCUGCAUGCGCCGGCUGCUGUGCCGCCGAGGCCACAGCCCUGUCCCCGAGCACGGCCCGGGGGCGUACCACCGCGGCGAGGUGGAUGGCGAGCACCUCUUCGACCCUGUGGAGGACGACACGGUGCUGACGUGCGAGCGGGUGGAGGAUGUCGUGUUUCGGCUGGGGUUGUCGGCUGAGGCAAGCCAGGGUGCAUCCACGAGAGCGUUGAUGAAGGAGCUACCGGAGUCGGCGCAGCGGUGUCCCCUAGCCAUUCAGGUGUGGUGGAGUGUGUGGACGCUCUUCAGCCAAAGCAUACUGCACAUUGUCGUUCUUGGCGUCCUCCGCAAUGGCUGUCAGUUGAUGACGCCAAUCCUGCUGAAGUGGCUCGUGACGUAUCUCAGCGAUGUAAGCGAGCACAGACAUUCAAGUGAAGCGGAUUCCACGGCCAGCAGCGCUUCCUCAUUUGAUCUGUCUUCUGCGAUGACACACUCGUUCAAGAGUGAAGGUGCACCCGACGUCAGCUGGCAACGCGGAGUAUGGCUCGUGGCGCUCAUGUUCGUUACAAUGAUCUGCGCGACGCUUGCAGGCAACAAGCAGUACCAUGUGCGCCGCCGUUGCUCUCUGCAGGUGCGCAACGCCCUUUCGGCGUCUCUGUUUGAGAAGGUCUUCACCAUGUCUUCAAAGGCGACUCACCACCCCGCGUUCAACGCUGGACGGCUGACGAACUUGAUGAGUACGGACGUGGAGGUGGUGGGCCGAUUCACCAUGAUGUUUUGGACGCUGGUCUCCACACCGUUCAUGCUGGUCAUAGUCUUCUACCAGCUCUAUGUGUUGCUAGGCGCGAGCGUGUGCGCCGGUGGGGUGGUGGCGUUUGUGUUGAUGCCCCUGCAAACGUGGAGCGUUAAGCGAAUGAGUUCAGACUACCGCCGCAAAGCUCAAGCGACAGACCACCGCGUCAAGGCUACAACUGAGUUUUUCUCCGGCAUCCGUGUCGCCAAGUUUAUGUCGUGGGAGCCGUUCUUCAUCUCCCGCAUCGAGAAGCUGCGCAGAGUGGAGCUCUCGCACCUCAAGAGGCUGCAGAAGGACGUCAUGAUUGUAUUCUUCCAGCUCAACUCUACACCAGGUUUCGUCAUCGCCAGCGUCUUCUUUGCGUUUAGCGUGACCCACCACACGUUGACGCCCACUAUUGUCUUCCCAGCCAUCGCGCUGUUCAACCUGCUCAUGGGCUGCGUCUCCAUGUUACCGUUCGCCCUGCAGCUCAUGACAAAGCUGCUCGUUUCGCUCCAGCGUCUCAAUAUGUUCUUUGAGGCUGAGGAUGAGCUGGUGCCGGCUAUCGAGGACAUCGCCGACCUGACGAGUUGUGCGAAGCCAACAGAUUUCUCAUGUGAAGCAUAUACCCGCGAAGCAACGCAGAAGACAGUGUCGUCCGCUCUGGUCAAUGAUGUUGCAGCCGACUUCGCGCACGCAGACCUCAGCACGUACGUCGCGCAGGAGCUCAAGAAAAUGCAAGGUGCAAAGGAGACAAACAGCGCCAUGUCUGACGCUGCUGAAGGAUCAGCGCUUUCCGAGGCUGAGGUUUCUCUGUCAGAUUCCCAUCACUCAUCCCCAUCCACAGCACCAGCUCGAGUCGAUGCGGCGACGGCACCCUCGAAGGCUGAGAUCAGUCAUGCACGCCACGAAGACGCUGUUUCCUCCCCAGAUUCCCUGCCGCCCUCCACCCAGAAGGACAACGCAGAAAUUACCUUCAACGAGGACUCCAUCUACGUUCUCAAGAGAAAGACGCUGCUGGCGGACGUGGACCUGCGGGUGCCGCGCGGGCGGCUGACGGUGGUGCUGGGGCCGACGGGCAGCGGCAAGUCGACGCUGCUGGACGCGCUGAUCGGCGCGCUGGCGGUGACGCGCGGGCGCGUGGCGUGCUCGCGCAGCGUGGCGUACGUGCCGCAGCAGCCGUGGAUCAUGAGCGCGACGCUGCGCGACAACGUUGUGUUCUUCGGUGCGCCGGACGCGGUGGCCUUUGAGCGCGCGGUGCGCAGCAGCCAGCUGGCGACGGACCUGGCGCUGCUGGCGGACGGCGCGGAGACGGAGAUCGGGGAGAGGGGCAUCAACCUGAGCGGCGGGCAGAGGGCGCGCGUCAGCCUUGCGCGCGCCGUGUACGCGGACCGCGACGUGUACGUGCUGGACGACCCGCUGUCGGCGCUGGACGCGCAGGUGGGCGAGCGCGUGAUGCGCGAGUGCGUGUGCGGCGCGCUGGCCGGCAAGACGCGCGUGCUGGCCACGCACCAGGUCAGCGCCGCCGCCUACGCGGACCUGGUGGUGCUGCUGGAGGAGGGCCGCGUUGCCUUUCAGGGGAGCUACGCCGCCUAUUGUGACUACGCCCAACCGCAACGACAUGCAGAGGGUGCGGUGGAGGCGGUCGGUGGCGAUGCUGGUGGUGCCGUCGAGGCUGAAUCACCUCCGGCGAGGUCCACGGUGAAGAAGCUGAGUACGUUGAUCUGUGAGGCACCUCCGGCUGCAGACAGUACGCCGACAGCGGUCUCGGAGGCGGAGAGACGCGCCACAGAGGGCACGGGAAAACUUCUGACGGAGGAGGAACGCUUCAAGGGGGCGGUGGAGUGGGCCGUGUACGUGCGUUACAUGAAGGCGUGCGGUGGCGUCGGCGUGUGCAUGAGUGUCAUGGCCGUCUAUCUUGUUACAGAGGUUGUCAUGGUGUCGCCCUCCCUAUGGCUGGCGCUGUGGUCCACCAAGUGGCUUCCGCUGUCGGCAACGCAGUAUAGCCUCAUCUACAGCGGUCUCUCUUUAGCCAGCGCGCUGACCACGCCGUUGCGGUACUGGCUUUCCAUGACGGUGAUGCGUCGAGCCAGUCGCGAGGUGCACCGGGGGCUACUCCACUCCGUUUCCUGCGCCACGCUGCAGUUUUUUGACACGACGCCGCUCGGCCGCAUUGUCAACCGUUUCACAAACGACAUUGGCAAUAUCGACAGCGAUCUGCAGAGCAGCUAUAGCUACCUCCUCUCCACUAUCUCUCGGUUCUUCUCAACCGUGGCCACAAUGGUGGCAACGCAGGUGUUCGUGCUUGGUAUCCUUAUACCCUGCAUUGUGGCGUACUACUACCUUCUGAGGUUCUACGCACGCGCGAACCGAGAAAUCAAGCGCCUAGUCAAUCGAGUAAGCUCCCCAAUGCUUUCUGUCCUGCAGGAAGUGAUCGGCGGUCGUUGGACGGUGCAGGCGUACGGUGCUGCGCCGGCGGUUAUUCAGAAGGCUAUUCGUUGUGCCGAUGUCGUCUUCACCUGCUCGUACCUGCAACUCGGGGCGGAGCUGUGGCUUUCCGUGCGUAUCCAGUUGCUGAGCACGACCAUCAUUGUCGCUGUGGCACUCGGUGCCGUGGCUGCCGUGCACGUCUCAUUCCUGCCGUCGCACAUCGGGCUUCUCUCCCUCAGCCUUACCCUGGCCCUCGAGAUCAGCAGCCUCCUGGACGGCAUCGUCACCGUACUCGCCUCCGUGGAGGCGGACAUGAACAGUAUUGAGCGCGUCUUUUAUAUGACAGAUCACAUUGAUCAUGAAGACCUGCAGGGGGCAAUCGAAGCGGAAGUGCAGCGCAUCAGGAAGGCUGAGGACGGCACUUCGCAAGGUUCUCCAGAAACCUCCUCGGAAAACAACGAGUCUGUAGGAUUCGAUAGCUGCAGCUCACCGCUCCUCAUCCGCCAAAGAGGCAAUAACCAGUUCGGAUCGAUUGUGUUCGAGCACGUGGACAUGCGGUACCGGCCGGGGCUGCCGCUGGUGCUGCGCGACGUGUGCUUCGCGGUGGCGCCGGGGCAGAAGGUGGGCGUGGUGGGGCGCACCGGGAGCGGGAAGUCCACGCUGCUGCUGGCCUUCCUGCGGCUGGUGGAGGUGUGCGGCGGCCGCAUGCUGGUGUGCGGGCGCGACGCGCGCGACUACGACGUGCGGGGGCUGCGGCAGCUGUUCUCCAUGAUCCCGCAGGACCCGCUGCUGUUCGACGGGACGGUGCGCAGCAACGUGGACCCGUUUGGCCGCUGCGGCGACGCUGCGGUGUGGCGCGCGCUGCGGCAGGUGGGGAUGGAGGAGCGCGUGCGCGGCGAGGCGGGCGGGCUGGACGGGCGCGUGCAGGAGGGCGGCGCGAACUACAGCGUGGGCCAGCGCCAGCUGCUGUGCCUGGCGCGCGCGCUGCUGAAGCGCGGCAGCGCCUUCCUGCUCAUGGACGAGGCGACCGCCAACGUCGACCCCGCGCUCGACCGCCAGAUCCAGCGCACCGUGCAGCACACGUUCCGCGACUACACCGUCGUCACCAUUGCGCACCGCCUGCACACCGUGGCCGCCUGCGACGCCAUCCUCGUCAUGGACCAGGGCCGCGUUCUCGAGUUUGGCUCGCCGCGCGAGCUGGUGGAGCGCGAGGGGUCUGCGUUCAGUGCGUUGGUGAUGUCUCUCGGCAAUGAUGGCAAGCAGCUGUUUAUGAAGUUGAUGACGGCUUCGUUGACAGAGUAG